ACGGCGGCUCUGCGCCUGAGCGCCUGCGCGCUUGCGCCACAGUCAGCUGAUUAAAGUCUCAGCUGCUCAGUCAUUGUUGUUCUCCGGACCCAGAGAGACUGACAGAGACAGACAGAGACCCAGAGAGACCGACAGAGACCGACAGAGACCCAGAGAGACCGACAGAGACCGACAGAGACCCAGAGAGGAGGAUGAAGACUUUCCUCCUGCUCCUGUUCGCGGGCCUUGCCCUCACGACCGACGCCAUCAUCAGAAUCCCCUUGAGGAAGUUCCGCUCCAUCAGGCGUGAGCUGACGGACUCAGGGAGGAGCGUGGAGGAGCUGCUGGCAGACAAACACUCCCUGAAGUACAACUUUGGCUUCCCCUCCAGUGACGGACCCACUCCAGAAACCCUGAAGAACUACCUAGACGCUCAGUAUUACGGAGAGAUCGGUCUCGGGACUCCUCCUCAGCCCUUCACCGUGGUUUUCGACACCGGCUCCUCCAACCUGUGGGUUCCCUCCGUCCACUGCUCUCUGCUGGACAUCGCCUGCUUGCUUCAUCACAAAUAUAACUCCGCCAAGUCCAGCUCCUACGUGAAGAACGGCACCGCCUUCGCCAUCCAGUACGGAACAGGAAGUCUGUCGGGUUACCUGAGCCAGGACACCUGCACCAUCGGAGACCUGUCGGUGGAGAAGCAGCUCUUCGGAGAGGCCAUCAAGCAGCCGGGCGUGGCGUUCAUCGCCGCUAAGUUUGACGGCAUCCUCGGCAUGGCGUACCCCCGUAUCUCCGUGGACGGGGUCGCUCCGGUCUUUGAUAACAUCAUGAGCCAGAAGAAGGUGGAAGAGAAGGUCUUCUCCUUCUACCUGAACAGGUGAGAGACGGAGCAGUGACGCUGCAGGC
Molecule: messenger RNA, 882 nt
Organism: Notolabrus celidotus (New Zealand spotty)
Lineage: Eukaryota; Metazoa; Chordata; Actinopteri; Labriformes; Labridae
Product: cathepsin D
Exons: 5
Coding region: 192-857 (221 amino acids)
Biological process (GO): proteolysis
Molecular function (GO): aspartic-type endopeptidase activity
Source: RefSeq, a predicted model, not a curated record